AUGGCUCCUACAGCGCUGGUCGAGCGGCCUGUUGAGGCGACUACGUUCUCUUACGAUAGGCCUUCGAAGGCUAUCUUUCCGGACGGCAUCAAGACCAGCGGACAGUGUCCUCCGAACUACGAUCUGAUACCACCUUAUUCGGAAUUCCCAAAGGAGAUCGCCGGACCUACCGUUUGGAAGGCAGAAGAUUACGAAGACCGCCCGGAGCGAUGGGUUCAUCGGUUAAGCGAGGAAGAAGUCCGAGAACUGGGCAAAGCGGCGGAUGAUUUCCUGGCGAGCGGAACGCCUUUGACGGGGAUUACGAAGGUGAGAUCGAACGACGGAAGCGACGCUUACCAGCUCGGGAUGCUGAUGCAUUGCGAUGUAGGACAAAUUCCCCCUCCCGAAUAUGGAUUCGUAUCUCACAGCGAUGAGGAACGAGAUUCUCAACGGCAAGGGCUUUAUCCUUUUCAAGGGCUUUCCCGUGCAGGAAUGGGGGAAUAAUAAGAGUGCUGUGGCGUAUAUGGGAUUGGGAACGUACCUUGGCUAUUUCGUUUCUCAGAAUGGCUUGGGUCAUGUGCUUGGCCAUGUAAAAGUAUGCAACGCUUUUAGCGAUACUGCACAUGCCACUCCCCAGACUGACCUCUCUUCCUUUUUACAGGACACAGGCGCCGACCCCACCCAAAUCGACAAAGUCCGAAUCUACCGCACCACAGCCCGCCAAUUCUUCCACUCCGACGACUGCGACAUCGUCGGCCUCCUCUGCAUCGCCAAGUCCCUCGAAGGCGGCGAAUCCGACAUCGUCUCUUCCCAUCACGUCUUCAACACCCUCCAACGCGAACACCCGGACGUGGCAGAGACCCUCACCCAACCCAUCUGGUACUUCGACCGCAAAGGAGAAGUCUCCGCCGGCCAGGAACCCUACACCCGGCAACCCGUCUUCUACAGGGAAACCUCCGGCGGCGCCAACCCCCGCAUCUACUGCAAGUGGGAUCCCUACUACAUCAAAUCGCUCUCGCGCUUCAGCGACGCCGGUCUCAUCCCGCCUUUAUCCCCCGCGCAGCAAAAAGCCGCCCAGGUCCUCGAAGACACGUGCAUGCGCCUGUCGCUGCACAUGGUGCUGGAUAUCGGGGAUAUCCAAUUCCUGCACAAUGGCCAUAUCCUGCACUCGCGGACGGCGUAUAAGGAUUUCCCGCCGCCGGCGCCGCGGAGGCAUCUGAUGCGGUUGUGGCUGGCGACGCCGGAGACGGAAGGCGGUUGGAGCUUGCCGUUUGCGGAUUCGGGGCAUAAGAAGAGGGGUGGCGUGCAGGUGGACGAUACGGCUCCCAGGGCGCCUAUUGAUGCAGAGUAA
This is a messenger RNA of Lecanosticta acicola, 1330 nucleotides long. The record is from the annotation of a GenBank genome assembly. Lineage: Eukaryota; Fungi; Ascomycota; Dothideomycetes; Mycosphaerellales; Mycosphaerellaceae.